Messenger RNA from Lactuca saligna, 1722 nucleotides. The record is from the annotation of a GenBank genome assembly. Lineage: Eukaryota; Viridiplantae; Streptophyta; Magnoliopsida; Asterales; Asteraceae.
AAUUAGACCAGAUAAAUUAUAUAAGCCGUCGGUUCAUUGAAUCUGAAUGAGUUCAAAAAAAUUCAACGGCGAUGCUUACACCUCUCGUCCUAUGGGUAUAAUAUAAUGUAAUAAUAAUACUCAUACAGAUACAAAGAGAAAGAGAGAGAAAUACAGGAGGGUUGGGGUUGUGGUUGGGGUUGGGUUGACAGAGAGAAGAAAAAAACCUCUUUCUUACAGAGACAGAGAAAAAGGUGUUUGGUUUGGUUCAUUCCAUAAAUCGAUCUGUUCGUCGCUUUUCUGUUGUAGCCCUCUUCGCCCUUUUUCGCAUUUUCUUCAAAUCAGAAGUUGUGACAGUUAUGGAGAUCAGAAGACAGAAUUUGAAUCCUUAUUUGGAUUAUUGAAUUCAAAAGAUUGGGUGUUCAAUUUGGAUUUGUCAAUCAAGAACAAGGGCUAUCUAUGGAUUUGGAUAAUAUAGAGUGCGUGUCUUCUUCGGAUGGAAUGGAAGACGAAGAGAUCCACACCCACCAGUUCUCUUCAAAACCUCACAAUAAUAAUAAUAACAUCGGAAUACUACCCUCUGGAUUGACUCCCGCUACAAGCGUUCAUGAAUUGUUGGAGUGCCCUGUUUGUACUAAUUCUAUGUACCCUCCAAUUCACCAGUGUCACAAUGGACACACAUUAUGCUCGACCUGUAAAACAAGGGUACACAACAGAUGUCCUACAUGCAGACAAGAACUGGGCGAUAUCAGAUGCUUAGCUUUGGAAAAAGUCGCUGAAUCACUGGAACUUCCAUGCAGAUAUUUUUCUUUGGGAUGCCCAGAAAUCUUCCCAUAUUACAGCAAACUAAAGCACGAAGCUUUAUGCAACUUCAGACCCUACAACUGCCCAUACGCCGGAUCUGAAUGUUCAGUCACCGGAGACAUUCCUUUUCUGGUUACCCAUCUCAGAGACGACCACAAAGUCGACAUGCACACAGGCUGUACUUUUAACCACCGUUAUGUGAAAUCCAACCCCCGUGAAGUUGAAAACGCUACCUGGAUGCUAACAGUGUUCCAUUGUUUUGGGCAGUACUUCUGCCUUCACUUUGAAGCGUUUCAGCUAGGGAUGGCACCUGUUUACAUGGCGUUUCUUCGAUUCAUGGGGGAUGAAGCAGAUGCAAGGAAUUACAGCUACAGUUUAGAGGUCGGAGCCAACGGGAGGAAGCUGAUUUGGGAAGGAACACCAAGGAGUAUCAGAGAUAGCCAUAGGAAGGUAAGAGAUAGUCAUGAUGGGUUGAUUAUACAGAGAAACAUGGCGCUUUUCUUCUCCGGUGGUGACAGGAAAGAACUCAAACUUAGGGUUACAGGGAAGAUAUGGAAAGAACAACAGAAUCUGGACGCCGGGGUUUGUAUUCCUAAUUUGUGUAGCUGAGAUACUGAGAUUUAGGGUUUAAUCUUCUUCUCUUUUCUUCCUUUCAAUGUGUUUGAUGAAUGAACGAAUGAAUGAAUGGAUGAUUCUUCAAAUUUCUUGUGUAUGUAACUGUACGAUUCAGGCUGCCAUAGCUAUUAAAUUUCUUCAUCUAUUCAGAAGGGAUUCUUUAGGUUAAAUGUGCACAUAGGACACAGAAAGUUGUUUCUUUUUUCAUGUAAUAUUUUGAAUAUUUUGCACUAUUUAACCCUUUUCAUUUGUUAGUGUAUUUUCACACUUAAUACAACACGUCUCCAGCAUCAUUCUGUUUGAGAUGUCAAAUGGAUUCAAGGU